AUGACAGCCCAGUCUUCAAAGACAGUUCUGUCCCUGGACUCUGAGGCGGUGUUCUCACUCAAAGAUGGCAUCAACUUUAAGAGGAGCCCAGAUGAUGGCAAGUGCUACAUCAUAUACAAAGAAAAUGGAGAGCUGAAGGCCUGCAAGAACCAAUGCAAACACCAAGGAGGCCUGUUCAUCAAAGACAUAGAGGACUUAGAUGGAAGUUUCUCCUGGCCCAUAGACUACUUUCAGGCUGAGGAACAUUUAACAUCAAGUGACGUUGUGAUGAUGGACGAGGGUGGUCUUCAGCUCGUGGAGGUGAUCGUCUGGGACCCCUGGUUGGCAGACCCCCAGGAUCCACAGGAACUGCAGGAGGGAGAGGUGACUGUGACCUACCUCACCCAUGCAUGCAUGGAGCUCCAGCUAGGGGGGAAGAAGAUGAUAUUCGACCCCUGGCUGACGGGUCCGGCCUUCGCCAGGGGCUGGUGGCUGCUCCACGAGCCCCCUGCUGACUCCAUGGAGAGGCUGUGCAUGGCCGACCUCAUCUACAUCAGCCACAUGCACCCCGACCACCUCAGCUACCCAACCUUGAAAUCCCUCUCUGCGACGAGACCCGAUGUUCCUAUUUAUGUAGGCGACACAUCAAGGCCAGUGUUCUGGAUGCUGGAGAAAAGGCAGGUGCAGCUGACAAAUAUCAACAUUGAUGAGCACCUCAGAUUCAUGAUUCUGAAGGAUGAAGUGCACCCCGAAAUGGACACCUGUAUCAUUGUUGAAUAUAAAGGUCAUAUGAUCCUCAACACGGUGGACUGCACCAGGCCAAACUACGGCCGACUGCCCCACAAUGUAGACCUGAUGAUGAGCGACUUUGCUGGGGGGGCGUCUGGCUUCCCCAUGACCUUCAGUGGAGGAAAAUACACAGAGAGCUGGAAAGUCGAUUUCAUCAAGAAUGAAAGGAAGAAGCUCAUGAACUACAAGGCCCAGCUGGUAAAGUCCUUGCAGCCCAAGAUCUACUGCCCGUUUGCCGGUUACUUUGUGGAAGCACAUCCCUCAGACAGGUACAUUAAGGAAACUAACACCAAAAACAACGCGGAUGAGCUCAAUGCCCUGAUCAAGAAGAGCGCUCCAGGCAUAACAACAUGGACACCAAAGCCAGGCGCUGUGCUCGAUCUGGCCCUGGCUCUGAUGAGCCCCAGCCGGAAAGCCAUCACCGACCCUCCGUCCGGGACAAACAUCUAUAAGGACAGUUGGGACUUUGAUUUGUACGUGGAUGAACUGAACAGGGCCAUCACCGCUGAGAUAUUUAAACAUAAAAGCUGGAUCCAAUUUUAUUACAUCUGGGCAGGGUUUAAAAACUACAAUCUAGUUGUCCGGGUCAUUGAGACAGAUGAGGACUUCAUUCCAAUAGACAAUGGCUACAACUAUCUGGUGGACUUCAUGGAUCUCUCCUUCCCUACUCAGAGGCCUGCUAGAGAGCACCCUUAUGAGGAGAUCAAGACCAGGAUCGGAGUCAUGAGGCACGUGGUGAAGAAUGGCCUUCUUUGGGACGACCUGUAUAUCGGCUUCCAGAACCGUCUGAGCAGAGAGCCAGACGUCUACCACCACCGGUUCUGGAACCACUUCCAGACAGAGUUGCCAGUCGCUGGGCCAGACUGGGACUUGUUCCUGCAGCAGGUGUCAUCAUACCAGAGGUCUGCUGAACCCCAGGGAAUCCAAACAGAAAGUGGCUCUGCUUCUACAUUGUAUUAG
Salvelinus namaycush (lake trout) is the source of this 1728-nucleotide messenger RNA. RefSeq names its product cytidine monophospho-N-acetylneuraminic acid hydroxylase (gene cmah). The record is from RefSeq and is a predicted model, not a curated record. The coding region runs from base 1 to 1728 and encodes 575 amino acids. NCBI's taxonomy places the organism in Eukaryota, Metazoa, Chordata, Actinopteri, Salmoniformes, Salmonidae. The transcript has 14 exons.